Molecule: messenger RNA, 396 nt
Organism: Saprolegnia parasitica CBS 223.65
Lineage: Eukaryota; Oomycota; Saprolegniomycetes; Saprolegniales; Saprolegniaceae
Exons: 2
Source: RefSeq, a predicted model, not a curated record
GAGCCUGUCCACGACACAUUUGGAGCGUCGUACAAAGUGCCUGGCAACUACCGCAAGGCGGCUGCGCUGCGCAUUAUCAUUGACCACUUUGGCGACCUCCUCGAUUUUGUGGGUGCGUCGUCGACGGCCACGUGCUGCAUGAUCCUCCCGAUUGUCUUUUACCUCAAGACAUUCAACGGCACGAUUGCGCUCCCCGAGAAGAUCUUUGCCUACACGGCCGUCAUCGUCUCGACCUUCCUCGCCAUCUACGUCUCGAUCAACACGGGCAAGGCGCUGUUGGCACCUGUCGCGGCCGACCCGUCGAUCCGCUUCCCGUUCUGCGCCGGCGACUACCAAAAGAUGGUCUACACCAACACGACGUUCUUCAACAGCAAGCGCGCGCUCUACGGCUACUAG